This is a messenger RNA of Herpailurus yagouaroundi (jaguarundi), 1694 nucleotides long. It is a transcript of the gene NUS1, whose product is annotated as NUS1 dehydrodolichyl diphosphate synthase subunit. The coding region runs from base 95 to 976 and encodes 293 amino acids. Gene Ontology annotation, molecular function: ditrans,polycis-polyprenyl diphosphate synthase [(2E,6E)-farnesyl diphosphate specific] activity. The record is from RefSeq and is a predicted model, not a curated record. Lineage: Eukaryota; Metazoa; Chordata; Mammalia; Carnivora; Felidae. Gene Ontology annotation, cellular component: dehydrodolichyl diphosphate synthase complex; endoplasmic reticulum membrane. The transcript is spliced from 5 exons.
UGAUGGCCCGCGCCGGCCGCAGGGCUGGAUAAGAAGCCGUCGCACCGCGGGUGUGGGAGGGCGGGAGGAGAGGGCGCCUGGACGCCACGGGAGUAUGACGGGGCUGUACGAAUUGGUGUGGCGGGUGCUUCACGCUCUGCUCUGCCUGCACCGCACGCUCACCUCCUGGCUCCGCGUUCGGUUCGGCACCUGGAACUGGAUCUGGCGGCGCUGCUGCCGCGCCGCCUCUGCCGCGGUCCUAGCGCCGCUCGGCUUCACGCUCCGCAAGCCCCCGGCUGUCGGCAGGAACCGCCGUCACCACCGGCAUCCGCGAGGGAGGCCGGGCCCGGCCGCCGCCCACCCCCGGCUGCGCUGGCGCGCGGACGGCCGUUCCCUGGAGAAGCUGCCAGUGCACAUGGGCUUGGUGGUCACCGAAGAGGAGCAGGAGCCCAGCUUCACGGACAUCGCGAGCCUCGUGGUGUGGUGUAUGGCCGUGGGCAUCUCCUACAUUAGCGUCUACGACCACCAAGGUAUUUUCAAAAGAAAUAAUUCCAGAUUAAUGGAUGAAAUUUUAAAACAACAGCAGGAACUUCUGGGUUUAGAUUGUUCCAAAUAUUCACCAGAGUUUGCGAAUAGUAAUGACAAAGAUGAUCAAGUUUUAAAUUGCCAAUCGGCAGUGAAGGUGCUCUCCCCAGAAGAUGGAAAAGCAGAUAUUGUGAGAGCUGCUCAGGACUUUUGCCAGUUAGUAGCCCAGCAGCAAAAGAGAUCCACAGAUUUGGAUGUAGAUAUGUUUGGCAGUUUACUUAGUUCAGAUGGUUUCCCCGAUCCCGAUUUAGUACUGAAGUUUGGUCCUGUGGACAGCACAUUAGGCUUUCUUCCCUGGCACAUCAGAUUGACUGAGAUUGUCUCUUUGCCUUCCCACCUAAACAUCAGUUAUGAGGACUUUUUCUCUGCCCUUCGUCAAUAUGCAGCCUGUGAACAGCGUCUGGGAAAGUAGUGAUCCCUGGUUGUGUAAUUUGAUUUCAGGCUUUUGGAGAAAAGGACCCAAGUGACUCUGAUGUUUACAAAGCACCUAUGAAACCCUGUACACACCUAGUUCAUAAUCCUCAUAAUUUAUCAACAAACACAAAAAAGUGUCUUACUUGAGAGUAAGGGUAUGUGUGAAUAUGUGUGUGUGUGUGCGCGCGCGCGUGUGCGUGUGUGUGUGCAAAUAAAUUUAUAAAUGGGGGAAGUAUUGGAGAAGGAAAUACAUAGAUCUGCAACUUUGAGCAAAUAGCAGCAGUGUUUUAGGAGCUGAAAUUUCAGAUUUAAAGACUUCAGCCUCAACUACUUCCCUAUUUUUGUGGGGAGAGGAGGGGGUAACUAGAGCUAUUUGGUUGUUUUGAGCGGAGGGGAAUCGUUUUUGUUCAGUCUUUCCUAGUGACCAAACUUAAUUUUUAAGAAUAAUGUAUUGACUUAUUAAAUGGAACCGUUUUGAGUCUGAGGGAUCUCCAGAGGGAUGGAGUUCUGUGUUGGUCACAUGUUAAAAGUUUGCUCACCUUUGGAGUAGAGGGAAUACCUAUUUUCAGAUAUCCGUCCAUUUUCAUCUCAUUAUAGAUAAACAAUGUGACUUGUGAGUGUUGCUCUGAUGUCUGUGUUCUGGGUUGUGAAAAUUAUUUGAAAAAGAACUCUUACUACAUUGAAAUGUAGAAUUUAAAAAAUUUAAAUAUCAGUCA